UGAACCGACGGGUCUGCGUUGGUGUUUUUUUCAUUUUUUUUUUCAGGCUAGGCCGUGUCGUCUUUAAUUGAAAACGGUACUUGAAUUGAGAUUGGAUGAGUAGCGAUUUAUUGCGGGGGCUGCAAGCCCUGCGUUAAAGCGAGCUUCGUUAAAUAUGUCGCUGUGAAAGUGCAUAUAAAGAGCGAUCGACAGGCGCCAGCUGCGACAAGCCGAUGUUUCUCAAGACUUCUUCGUGCCAACUAGUUGCACCGCCACAGAACUGUACAAUUCUACUGCGAGCCCAAUUCAAUAAGGGCAUGGUUGUACUGUGAGUGCUGUGCGUCGAUUGAAUUUGUGCGUCAGCGUCAAAAAUGUUUACGCGCGCAGCGAAGGAACUUCUGCGCAAUACCAUCAGCAGUGUCGACCAUCACAACAGGGUUCUAGAAGAACAAGAGAUGUGGCGCCAGUGGGAACUAGAGAGAGGUCUCACCAUGAUGGUGUCUGACGAGGCUCUUCGUGCGCGCCAACAUUCCCAGCGGUCCUUCCAGCGAGGAUCGAAGCGUCAACGGUCCCCUGAGCCAUCACUGCCAACAGCCAGUAGCAGUAGCUCUCAAGAAAGGUGGGGCCACAGUGGCUAUCGAGAACUCUACCCUGAGGAGUUCAGCCCCCCGAGAGAGAAGCGGCAGAGACGGUCCUCCAACCGGCGUCGCAAAGGAAAGUCGCAUCACCGCCAUCGAAAGUCACGCCACAAGAAGGCCUCCAGCCAGGAAGGUCGUCGCAGCCGGUCACGUCACCGCCACCAAUGCAGGGACUCCUCGACCAGUAGUAGCAGUUCAGACAGCAGUACUAACUCCUCAGACAGCAGUACCAGCUCCUCAGAGAGCAGUGAUGGUGAACUGGUCUGGGAAGAGCGCAAGACUUGAACUGCCAUGACGUGGUGAUACUGUGAAAAAAACUGUUACACACAUGGCUCUGUAUUGCAAUGGCUUGCGAAGUUCAAACAGAACAGCUUUCCGACCUUGAGCUGCAUGCAGUGGCCUGUGUGGCUCAUGAAUCUCCCGAGUGCCACUAGUUUUCUUUCCCCCACUCUGUUCUUUCUAUAGAAAGCCUUCCAAGUUUAUGGCUUGUGUUGUUCCCGUGACCAAGGAGCAAUAAAAUAAAAAUGUGGUGUACAAGGUUCCAUUGA
Messenger RNA from Rhipicephalus microplus (southern cattle tick), 1165 nucleotides. RefSeq lists its product as uncharacterized. The record is from RefSeq and is a predicted model, not a curated record. Lineage: Eukaryota; Metazoa; Arthropoda; Arachnida; Ixodida; Ixodidae.